AUGGACUCAGUAACGAGGCUGCCUUUAAUAACCAGAAUUCCCACCGAUCUUUAUAUUGGUUCGCCCAAGCAUAUGACAUAUGCAACAGAGCCUAAGCCUGCUAUGAUUCCUAAAAAAAAGAAAAAAGGCUAUAGUAAACUUUUAAAGCCUUCUAGAAACGAACAACGAGGCUCGAUGCCUUAUUAUAAUGGUCCAGUAGGUCCAAUGGCCAAACUUGAGUAUAUUGAUUCGUAUAAAAGUCUUCCACAACUUUCAGAAAGAAACAACUUUAGACAUUUAGAAGAUACCCCAACAUUGGCCUAUUUAAAUGUUAUUGAAAAAGAAAGAUUGUCCCCUCAGCCAUUUGGUAUCAUUAGAAGAGCAGGGUCAGAUAAAAUUAUAGAUGUCCCACAUCGUGGUAUGGGAGAUAAAUAUGCUGAUGCUUUUUCUGAAGGACUAAAGCAUGUAAAAAGUUUAGAAGUCCUCAAUUUAAAAGAGAACCGGCUAAAGACCCCCUGUGAGCGAUCAAAAAAUUAUGUUGGCUCACAGAGGGGGUUAAUUGUUUUUUUUUUAAAAAUUUAUAUAUAAAUUUCAUAGUAAUUUUUUUCAAAUUUUAAAGCAUCACAAUUCCAAAUAAUUUUUGAUCAGAUAUUAAUUUAAUUUGUAAAAUUUAUGUUUAAAAUGGGAGUUGUUGUUUAAAAGUAAACAGAAUUAGCUAGAGAUUCCAUUAUAUUAAUUGCUACUUAUAUAUUAAAAUAUUUUUUUAUAAAAAAUUUUUUGUACGCUCACAGAGGAUGGGUUUUGCCAAAAAAAUAAGGAUUUACCAAUGAUUUUGUUUGCUUGGAGUAAGCGAAAAAGGGACUUUCCAAAUUUUAAAAAAUUUAGAAUACAAAGAUACCAAAAGGCUUGAUUUAAGUGGCAAUAGAAUUGGAGAGAGUUCUAUUGCAAAAAUCAGUGAUUUGCUUACUGAUGAAAAUCCAACUCUCAAGCACUUGAAUUUGGAAAAUUGUAAAAUAGGGAAUAAAGCAAUAAUAACGUUAUGCAAAUGCAUUGCAGAUAAUAGGACUCUAACAAGAAUAAAUUUAGCGAAAAAUAAUAUUGGGGACUCUUCUUGUCAAGCCUUAGAAGAAAUGCUUUUAUAUAAUCAAUUAAAUAUGGCGUCUCACCUGGGCAUUGCCUCCCGGCCAUACAGCCUCGAACACAUUUUAAUUAUAUCGGCAAGAUGUUGCCAAUCCAGAAAUAGACAGCAAUACUAGUUAAACAAUUCUUGUAAUGCGAAAGCUAGCCAUAGUCCUCUUUCAGGAUUCGAUUUUACCUCGAGGGAAGAGGAGGGCUCAGAGUUGGAAAGAGUAAGCUCAGCAGCAUCUAUAGUCAAUCCCCAGGCCUUCAGGCAACUUUCUAGCCUUAAACUGAGAUUUACGCCUCGGCUUUGAAUUUUUUCUUUUAGCCAAAAAUUUCAUUUUUGGGAUUUUUGUGCAGGCAACUCAAACAGCAACCGCAGAAUAGUCUGCUCACUCAGCACAGGAGCUGGACAAGGCAAGGAGUAGACGGCACCAAAUUGCCCAAAUACUCACCGUGCCCUGGUAGGAGGCUUGCGAGAAGAAGCAAGAUGGGGUUAGAACCUCGCGGGCGAAUUCUUCAUAUUAAUCGUUCAAAGCAAGAGCAAAGUGGAUGAAUUCCUUGGUGAUUGCGUAAUCAAUAAGGCAGUAGCCAAACCUGCAUUAAGUUUAAGCUUUUAUAUAAUCAAAACUUAAGAUUUUUAGAUUUGCAUUGAAAUAAAAUUUCAGGCACGGGAGUUGUGAAAAUAUUUCGAGGCAUCGAAAUGAACGAAGGCUUAAGAUAUUGUGACUUAUCAUGGAAUGCUAUAGGAAACAAUCCAAAAUCACCAGCUGCAGAAGCUAUUGGAAAAUCGUUAAAAGAAAAUGUCGUUUUGGCGCAUUUAGAUCUAUCAUAUAACGAUAUAAGCAAGCAAGAGUGUGAAAUAAUUAACCAGUAUUUAAAACACAAUCAUACACUAAUUGGGCUUCACAUGGAAGGAAACCAUUGUAAAGUAAAUUCACUAGGGUUUUUAGUAGAUGAAAACAUCAAUGAGAAUGCUCUUCAAUCACAUUUUUUCCAAAGAGUUAUUGGAAAUAAAGUCUUUAUCAAUCACAGUGAAAGCAGCCCGAACUGCUGAAUAUGUGAACAGUGGAAAGAAAUGGUUUUUAUUUAUAAACCUGAAAAUGGGAAUUAUGAAGAUUUGGUGUUCAUCAAUUUGGAAAUUGAUGAAUAUCGGCCAGAUAUAAUGAAAAAACAAGAUAAUGGAUCUUUUACAAUCAAAAGAGCAGUUCCACCAGGAAAAAUACAUUUUUUCUUUUCAACUCUCCAAGGACCAUUUAAAUCCUCAAAUUAUGCUAAAAAGAUUUUAUCAUAUCCAGUGAAAAUAAACAUCUUGAAAAAUUCUUACUACCCCUUUAAUCUUAAUAAAAUAUCAGUAAAAUUUGCGCUUUUUGGGUAAAUCCUAUUAACUGGAACAACAUUUUAAUUCUUAUAGGCAAUUAGAUUCAUUGUAUGUAAAUAGCUUUUAUAGCUAAUUUAAAAAUAGAAAAAUCACAAAAUUUAUCUAUAAAUUAUUUUAUUUCAGAUUAAAGAGUGUAAAUAGCUUUGAAUCGAUAAAUUUGUUUUAACCUUUUUAAAAAAAAUAAAAUUAAUAGAAAUUUUUCUUCAAUUUAAAGGGAAGGAGCUAUACAAUUUCCCAAAUAAACAUUGCAAUGGCAGAAGGUCCAACUUGCACUCGCAGAGGAUUUUUUGAAACAAAGCCAAGAAUAGCUAGAACAGAGUAUGAAAAGCCAGAUCAAGAAUUUGACAGGAUUAUUUGGAAAAUCCCUAUAAGCUUGUUUAAAGAUUAUCAUUUUGACACAAAUGAUAGAGCAACUGCAUGCAUUUAGCUUGCUCUUGAAUAAAAUUUUUCCCUAAAAUUUGGAGUAUGACAGUCACUUAAAGGUGGCAAGUCAAUUCCAAGUUGUCCAAAGCUGAUUCUUUCUUCAAUAUUAAUAAAUUUGGAGUUGAUGUGCCACUUUAGGUGACUUGCCAUACUUCAAAUUUCAGAGAAAGAGUUUCGCGAGUGCACGCUAAAAAUGAUCAAGGGCUAUACUUGGAAUGAUGGAUUUGAAUUUGAUUACAAACAUACAAGAAUUCCAAAUUUUGUCAAAAAGCUAGCUGAUCAAGAGCACGUAAAAUCAAUUUUGAAAGCAAUUUACCAAUCAUUUAGAGAAUUUUAUAAGUAUUUUUCGGCAACUGGGGGAGGCGAAAUCUUUUGUAUUGGGCCAAAUGGGAUGAGUGAAUUUCUUAAUAUGUGUAAUAUUAUUGAUGAGCUAUAUGAUGUUACUGACAUUGGAGUAAAUUGGAAUGCGAUCAAAUCCCAAGUCCAUAAAGACCAAAUAUAUAACGCAAAAAAUGGAAUUUGCAGAUAUGAAUUCAUGGAAAUACUCGUUAGGAUUGCUAAUGAUAAAUAUAUAAGAAAUAAAGUCUGUUCUACAGUUGGUGAUGCAAUUGAAAAAUUAGCUCAAACACAUUUGAUAUAGCUCAGGGUCUCUUUUGUUUUGGACUGCCCUGGGCUAUAUUUAACCAUAAAAAUAUUAGAACUGGUCAUGCAAUAAGAGCAACCAAGUCAACUCAACCUGCUAGCCAACUAAAAUUUUUAUGUUAUUUAUCAGUCGGCAUAGUAACUUUUCAACUGUUAUUUAUCUAGCCAAAUCGACCAUCUGGAUGCUUUAUUAGCUUAUUAUUACUUAUCGAGUAGUCCACUGUAAUUUCCGCAGGACUAACUCCUACCAUUACCCUCCCUUCACCUGCUCGCCAGUCGUAUAUGGCCUUACAAAAGGAAACUCCUGUCUGGCAAGGAUCUGCACUCACCACUAUUAAGUUGAAUGAGUCGCUCCACUGUGCCGUACGUCAAAAAGGUUCCCACCAUAAAAAACAUUCAAAAUGAUUGAAUUUUCAAUCGGCUCUCAGCUAAAAUGGAAAUCAGAGCCCAGGACGUAACUCCUGAUUUCACGAUGGGGAAAUAAUCCUAUUGACCUUCGGACCAUUUCACUCUAAGACUAGAUUCUGAGUAAAGUUUGCAGUCGGCUAAUUCGACAUUGUGCUUUACCAAACCAGGAAUCGCCUGGCCCGAUAUAUAUUUCCGAACGCCAUCCUCCCAUCCUCAAGGUCCUUGUGCAUCCUGUAGAUUGCCAGAUGCAGGGGCUAAGAGGAUGGGUUGGUUUGCCACGAUAUUUUAAUCUAUAUCUGUUGAACUGACAUUUGCAUUCAGGGUGAUCCAAAAGAGGCCCUGGGCUAUACCAGUUUUCAGCAAGUAUGACUCGAAUAAAUGGAGAUAUGAAAAAUAUUUAGUAGAAGACGUCGAUUUAGCAUUAAAAGUCCAUAAAAUGAUUUUAGAUGCAAUUUUUAAAAAAUAUAGUGGAAAAAAGACUCUGCCAGGGAAAAAGCCAUUUGUCAGUGUAGAAGAAUUCAGAACUCUAUGCGCGGAUGCACAAUUUAUAAGAGAAGGCUUUACCACCAGAGAGAGUGAUAUUUGCUACAGUCUUUCUAUGAUGACCCAAGUGGAUGAUUUAUAUAAAAAUAAACAUCUAGAAAUGUGUUAUGUGGAAUUUUUGGAAGCAGUUUGCAGGGCUAUUGAUUGGGCAAAUUUACCAAAAAUUGACGAAGAAGGAAACGCUGUCGACACAAAAAGUUUUGCAUUAAAAGCGAAAAUAGAAAAUUCUAUGAUUUAUUUACUAAAGCUCUGCCCUCAGCAAGUAAAAGAUAGCUUUGUGCCACCAACUGAAGAGACAUACUUCAAGCUUAUGUACAAGCCUCAAAGCCCAAAGUUUUAA
Blepharisma stoltei is the source of this 4835-nucleotide messenger RNA. The record is from the annotation of a GenBank genome assembly. NCBI's taxonomy places the organism in Eukaryota, Ciliophora, Heterotrichea, Heterotrichida, Blepharismidae.